Trichomycterus rosablanca is the source of this 538-nucleotide messenger RNA. RefSeq names its product small lysine-rich protein 1. The coding region runs from base 201 to 449 and encodes 82 amino acids. The record is from RefSeq and is a predicted model, not a curated record. Lineage: Eukaryota; Metazoa; Chordata; Actinopteri; Siluriformes; Trichomycteridae. The transcript is spliced from 3 exons.
AUAGGAUCCGGGUUAAUUGAGAUUUCGGACUCGUGAUUCCUGAUUCAGUACAAAGAUUCGAAUCAUUAACCCGGGUGAUUCAGGAACCGCCCAGCUCUAUACUGAAGGGGAUUGAAGGUGAUGGCUGGGCGGUGUGUGUUCAUGAGAGCAGAUGAAAGGCAUCAGAGAGCUCGGUGUCGCGCCAAAGCUGAUGCUUGAAAAUGCCUACAGGAACUAAAAAGCUCAGGUCUCAUAGUGCCAAAACAAGGAAGAAUAAUGAGAAAAAGAGACCGUCUAAGAAGAGGAGUGCAAAAUGUGUAAAGCCAGAGGUGGAUAUUCUGAGCCCAGCAGCCAUGGAGAAUGCCUAUUACAUAUCCCACAAUGCAGUGGAUUUCCUGGAGUUCAGAGGCUUUAGCUGGCCAGAGGCCACCAAGAAAAAAGGAAAGAAAAAGAAAAAAAACAAAAAAUGAAAAGAGAAUUUGUGCCUAACCAAUACCAUAGCAAAAUGUAUGACAAAGAUAUUCUGUACAUAUUGCCAAUCAUGCUAAAUAAAUAAACA